GUGCUAUUAGGUUAUAAUCUGUUACAGUGAAUGUUUAUACAUAUUGUUUAUUCCGGUAUUAAAUUUCUUAACAUUAAACAAAUUAAAAAGAUAUUAUAUUUUUAGCAUAUAAUGGGUAAAAAGAAAAAGGAAAAAAAUAAUAAGAUAGAUAUUUCCUUAGUAGAGAAAGCACCUGUGGGAUUCGAUACAUUUAUUCCAGAGGUUACGAUCAUUUUAACAGAGAGUUCUAUGAAUCUUACCAAGUUACAGAAAAUAGUAGAUCAAUAUCGAGCUUUCUAUUAUCAUAAAUUUUCAAUAUUGAAUGCUGAGACUUAUUCUAAAAGCUACAUUUUAAACGCAAUCUCUGAAUUUGUUAAACCUUCCACGGUUCGACCAAUCUAUUAUAAUAAAAACGGAUCAACAGUAUAUUUUCUUGCAAAUAACUGUUUGAAGAUCAUAAUGAAAAUAAUUAGUAAUAAGUUUAAAGUACCACAUUCCACAGAUACAGCUAAAGAAUUUGAAUUGGCUAUCUACGAGAACUGUAUGGCACCUGAAGAUGUACCACAUAUAGAUACAGAUAAAAAUAUUAAUCAAGUUUUAAUUAGACUGUAUGAUCGCAAUUUGUGUUGUCUUAAUUUAUCCAAUUUUGCCAAUAAUGACGAUUUAAUUGAAUAUUGUCCUUUAACUGAUAAACAAAUAUUCAAGCAAGUAAUGAAGCAAGCUGCAGUAUUAAAACCAAAUGAGGUUAAUUUAAGUCAAAAUUCUAUCAAAGAUACAUUUAGUAUACACUAUUUAGAAGACACUUUAAUGGUAUUAGAUAUAAGUUCUAAUAAUCUAGAAAGCAUGUCAUCUUUGAAUGCAUUACAAGGAUUCACUAAGUUGAAAGUGUUGAACUUAACAGACAAUCCGCUUUGUCAGAAUUAUGAUUCAUUUAAUUAUGUUAUGGAUGUGAAAAAAUACUGUCCUCGCUUACAGAUAUUGGAUGGAAAGAAUAUUGUAAUUCCGGACUUUGUAAAAAAUUUCGUUUGUACACCAGACGCACAAUAUUUGGCCACUCAGUUUCUUGAACAUUUCUUUACAAUCUAUGAUUCCUCUGAUCGAAUUGAUUUAGUCCAUUUGUAUGAUACCCAUGCAAUUUUUUCAGUAACUUCAAGAAUCAUUCCCCAUCAGAGUAACUCCAAGAUGGUUAAGUUAGGACACUAUGGAUCAAAGAACCCAUAUGCAGUCUAUGGUAUAGAAGAAAUCAUGAAACUGUUUCAGGAAUUUCCAAAAAGUUACCAUGAUCCAUAUCCUAUGGUUUGUGAUGUAACUUUGUUUGAUAACACCAACGCCCACCUCGUUGUCACAGGGAUUUUUAGAGAAUUCAAACAAAUUUUAUCUUUUUGUCGAAGUUUUUAUUUUCGCCAUUCAAAUAACGAGCUUAAAAUUAUAAACGAACAACUUCACGUUAGUAACGCACUAGAUUACCAAAUGGGAUGGAGUUUCAGUUUCCCUGUAGAUAUGAAGUACUUUGGAAACCCAUUACCUUACUAUAAAGAAGAGUUUAGACAGUUUGAGACAGCGAUGCAAAAAUUGACCAACAUGAAUUUAGAAUACUGCCAAAAGUAUCUGGUGUAUUGCAACUACGACUUGAAGAAAGCGCUUACACUGUUUUCAGAAUUAUAUAUUACUAAUGACGUGCCCAAGGAAGCUUUCGAAAUAGAGAAGUCAAAAUCAUCAAAUAAUUUAGAUACUGGUAUUUGUGAAGCUCUCAAGGAGAAAGUGCUUCAGAGACACGGCAGUAUUUCUUCGAAAACUAUUUGGGAUACUCUUAACAAUGACCGAAUAGAUAAUGAAAACUACUCUCCAAUAUCAAUAAAUAAAAGUAUUCUUAGGAUGUAUAAAAAGCCAGAAAUUUUAGUGAAUUAUGAAGAUUAUCCCAUACUGCAGGAUUCAACAAAUGUAAAACAAAAUUUCCGAGAUUAUUUCAGCAAGAAACUUCAAACGUCUCGUCAAUCGUUUCAAAAUCGAGAAGAAGAAUUAAAUAAAAAUGGGAAAACUCCAAGACCAACCUCUUCAGAUUUACCUCAGCCUUCUAAGCCAUUGGAUGUAUCCGUUUCCAAAACAUCCCAUGCAAACUCUUUACUUGAUUUGGCAAAUAAGAUCGCGCGUAAUAAGGAAUUCGUUGCGAUGCAGUUGAAAAAGAUGAAUGAAUCAACACAACAGAUGCCUCAAAGUUCAUCAGCGUUAUCAUUCGCCCCGCCCGAUUCACAACAACUCUCCACAAUUCCUGUUCGUACCCCACAAACCCGCCCAACAGCUGCAACGUUCUUCAAUUCCUCUAAAUCGUCCUCUAUUAAUUUCCCAGGGACAAGUGACUAUAUGACAGAAGUCAAAAAACCGAGAGUAUCUCAACUGGUGAACAUUCCACUAGUCCCCAAAACAAACUUAAUUUCAAAACCAACUCACGAUAAAAUUGUAAAUAAUUCGGAUUCUGCUGACGAAACCCAAAAUAAUGUACCCGUAGAUGUUCCUGUUACCGAAACUCUCAAUAGAGAUACAAUUACAAAACUUCGAGAAAACCUGCAGAAGAAAAAAGAAAAACUAAAAAUCAUGAAAAAUAAAUUGGAACUAAGUCCUAAGAAAAAAAUUGUAGAGGCCAAGAAAAAUGAAACAGCUAUAGUGCAGAGUACUUUUCCGAGCAUUAAUAUGGAAACUAAUGUAAACAAAGACAGGCUAUGUGGAAUCGAAUCAAUAGACGAUAAAAAUGAAACAAAUUCCAGCGAGAAAAAAAUUAUUUCAGAUUCUAAAAAGACAGAGGAUUUUUCGGAAUCUGCAAAUUCUAAUAAUAAGAAAAGUCCAAGCAAAGAUGAAAUGGGUACUGAUGACAAACAAUCUCGUCCAGUUAUUGAAAGACCUGGAAUCGAAACAUUUAUAAAAGAUAAUAACAUCAGAAGAAUAACUACCAUUACAAGUAAACACAUUGAAAAAGUGAAAUGUGGCGAAUCUGGAUCAACUCCUGAAAAUGAAGUAACAGUUGUGGUUAAAGAUGACGAAAAAUUUACUGAAGAAAUUGAAACAAAAACCACAACAGAGAAAAUAUCUCAUCCAGAAGGUUGUCAAAGAGAUACUAAUUUAGAAGUGGAUAACAACACAAAUAAGCAAGUUGAAUUAGAUGAAACGAAUACUGUCAAAUUACCAGACUUGUCAUCGCCAUCCAAAGACUCCUCUAAUGAGGAAUUGAUGGACACAUUGGAAGAAAUUCAACCUGUUGUAAUACCACAAAAUAAACCAAAACUUACAUUAUUAAAAUCAAGUGAUAUGAAAUUGAAAUUAAAAUCUUCUGAUGUAGACAGAUGCGAGUCUGAAGGAACUGAAUUUGAAGAUGAUAAAACAAUUAAUGAAAUAGCUGAUUCCAAAAAUAAAAGGAAAAAUAUUGUUGUGAAUAUAACUAGAAUGGUAAUAAACACGAACGAAAUGAUAGAAUCUCCAAGUACUGGACAGAAAAGGGAUCCGGAAAUAGUUUCAAUCACACCUGCCAAAACUAAACCCACCAUUAAAAAAGAAUCUCCAACUUCUAGUGUAGAUAAUGUUGAAGGUGAUAAAUCGAUAGCAACAGAUGCAAAAAAAGAAAAUGAGGAAUGCAAUAAAGUAAAACGCGCGGAAGAGAAAAUGGAAUCUGAUCAAAAUAUUGUGCAAGAAAAUGUCGAGAAGAAUGAUCUCAAAUCGAAGAUUAAACUAGAAUCCAUGUUCAAGCUUGACGAAAACGACGAGGACGAUGACGUUCCACUAAUUUUUUUGAACAUCGAAAGUGACAACGACGAUUAACACAUCCAAUAAUUGUAAUAUUUUUCCUUGGACAUCUCUUUGGAAAUAUUUUUUAUUAUUCAACACCAAAAGUUGAAAAUGUAUGUGUAACUCAUGUUGUAACAUUAAAGAAUAUGAAAAAAUGUCCUCGUUCAUAAUAGAC
Molecule: messenger RNA, 3928 nt
Organism: Diorhabda carinulata
Lineage: Eukaryota; Metazoa; Arthropoda; Insecta; Coleoptera; Chrysomelidae
Exons: 21
Coding region: 112-3786 (1224 amino acids)
Biological process (GO): poly(A)+ mRNA export from nucleus
Cellular component (GO): nucleus
Molecular function (GO): protein binding; RNA binding
Source: RefSeq, a predicted model, not a curated record